AUGCCUUCACAGUCGACGCUAAACAACGACGAAAAGGCGAAAAUAAAGUCUGCAAUACCCGCAACGACCAACAAGAUCCUCUUUGCCACGCUUGCCCGUAUCUAUUAUGCGCACCCAGACCCAACGAAAUGGUCUUAUGCUGGACUACAAGGCGGCAUCGCACUCGUGAAAGACACGAGCAAGAACUCGCACUAUUUCCGCAUGGUGGAUUUGACGGGAACUCGCGGAGUUAUUUGGGACCAUGAGUUGUACGAUGGCCUUCAAUACACGCCUGACACCGCCUAUCUUCACUCUUUCCCCUCCGACGACUGCAUGGUCGCAUUCAUAUUCGCCGAUGAACGUGAAGGCAAGUCCUUUUGGAAGAAAGUGACGCAGCGUAAGGAGUCCAAGGGGUCGAAACCAGCGUCAGAGAAGAAAAAGAAGGCAGCCAAAGGUGGCAAAAUUGACAAGACGAUGAUUUCUGCGCCAACGGCGUUCAAGCAUGUGGCGCAUAUGGGUUACGACGAAAACCAAGGUUUCACAUCGACCGGGGUGGACCCGUCUUGGACUGCAUUCCUCGGGCAAUUGGAAAAGUCUGGAGUGGACAAGAACAUUAUCGCCAAGGAAAUGGAGUUUAUCAAGGACUACGUCCGUCAACAUCCGCAGGCAGCAUUGCCUUCAACGAAAGAACCCAAAAAGCCCAAACCCCCUCCUCCACCGUCAAGAAGCCGAACUCAUGCCCAGACGGAUAGCACUUCUUCAUCAACUGCCAUGCCUCCGCCCCCACCACCGCCAAGGUCUAGCCGGGUGUCACAGGUACCACCGCCACCACCAGCUCGACCUUCAGUUCCUCCACCGAGACAACCAGUUGCACAACCGUCACCGCCACCGCCACCAGCCAGACCCUCUACCAGAAAUACACCAGUACCCCCACCUCCGCCGAGACCAUCAGUCGUAAAUAAUAAUAUUAAUAAUGCGACACCUGCUCCUUCAUCCGCACCCCCACCCCCACCCCCACCUCCCCCACCUCCCCCACCCCCGCCAGCACCCACAACAAAUGGGAGUACAUCCAGUCCAUUACCCACCCCUCAGCCAGGUCGCGCAGCCCUCCUGGAAUCAAUCCAAGGAAAAGGUAUCCACUCUUUACGUAAGACGGAUCAAUCCCCACAGCCACCAUCCCGAGCCGCUCCCGAAGAACCGAUAUCACCGACAAACGGGUCCGCUGCUCCAGAUCUCACUACUGCACUUGCAGAAGCACUCAUGCUUCGCAACAAGAACAUGGGAGACAGUGAUGACGACGAGGAGGCCGACGACGAUGACGAAUGGGACUGA
This is a messenger RNA of Mycena indigotica, 1311 nucleotides long. RefSeq lists its product as uncharacterized. The coding region runs from base 1 to 1311 and encodes 436 amino acids. The transcript is spliced from 3 exons. The record is from RefSeq and is a predicted model, not a curated record. Lineage: Eukaryota; Fungi; Basidiomycota; Agaricomycetes; Agaricales; Mycenaceae. Gene Ontology annotation, molecular function: actin binding.